Molecule: messenger RNA, 1602 nt
Organism: Chinchilla lanigera (long-tailed chinchilla)
Lineage: Eukaryota; Metazoa; Chordata; Mammalia; Rodentia; Chinchillidae
Product: extracellular matrix protein 2
Exons: 8
Coding region: 1-1461 (486 amino acids)
Biological process (GO): positive regulation of cell-substrate adhesion; extracellular matrix organization
Cellular component (GO): extracellular matrix
Molecular function (GO): collagen V binding; protein binding; heparin binding
Source: RefSeq, a predicted model, not a curated record
AUGAGGAGUGUGCUGCUCCCCAGCCUGGCUCUUUGGGUGGGGUGCUGCUCUUGGGGGGCCCUGGCCAAGCAGGGGCUGCCCCUGAGAAGGCCCACGGCCCCACCGACUGCCACAGGCUUGCCUACCUUGCAGCUGCCGCCCAGGUCCUCCAACCACAGGACCUCCUACCAACCUGGGCUGGGGGCCAAGCGCCAGCAGAAGGAGCGCAGCGGAGGCUGUGGGCGGGAACGGCUGGGAAGCAGGCGCGGGCACGGGCCUGGGCUUGCAGGCCUGGGCACUGUGGAGCAGGCCAUGCCCUCCCUGCCGGCCUCCUGCCUCCUGGCCCAGGCAGCCAUUGCCUGUGGCAAUGUCAAGAUGAAGCACGUUCCUGCCCUGACUGACCCUGGCCUGACCACGCUACACCUGCCAGAGAACGAAAUCGCCACGAUCUCGGCCCACACUUUCCUGGGGCUGCCCAACCUGGAAUGGCUGGACCUGAGCAAGAACAAACUGGACAGCCGAGGCCUGCACCCUCAUGCCUUCAAGAAUCUGACCAGGCUGAAGAGGUUGAACCUGGAUGGAAACUCACUGUCCACAGUGCCAGCCUUGCCCGCCUCUCUGCAGGAGCUCAAACUCAAUGACAACCUCCUGCAAGGCCUGCAGCGAAGCAGUUUCCGGGGGCUCAGCCAGCUGCUGACGCUGGAGGUGGAAGGGAACCAGCUGCAUGACGGGAAUGUCUCCCCCCUGGCCUUCCAGCCUUUCCAAAGGCUGCUCUACCUGAGGCUGGACCGGAACCAGCUGCGGGCCAUCCCUCCUGGCCUGCCAGCCUCCCUGCAGGAGCUGCACCUGGGCACCAACCUCAUUGAGGAGGUGACCGAGCACACACUGAGUGGCUGCCACAGCCUCAGCGUGCUGGUCCUCAGCAACAACCAGCUCCAGGAGGACCGCCUGGCACCCCGGGCUUGGAUCGACCUGCCGAAGCUGGAGACCCUCGACCUGUCCCACAACCGGCUGGUGCACGUGCCCUCCUUCCUGCCUCGGGGCCUGCAGCGCCUGAUGCUGCAUCACAACCUCAUUGAGCGCAUCCCUGGCUACGUGUUUGCACACAUGAAGCCCGGCCUAGAGUUCCUGCACCUGUCCCACAACAAGCUCCGCGCCGACGGCAUCCAUGCUGUGUCCUUCUGGGGCCUGCGCACCUCUCUGGCCGAGCUGCUGCUGGACCACAACCAGCUGCAGGCUAUCCCACGUGGCCUCCUGGGCCUCAAGGGCCUGCAGGUGCUGCACCUGAGCUACAACAAGAUCAGACACGUGCCCCUGAAUUCCAUCUGUGACACGCGCGUGGCCCAGGACUCCAACCUCAUCUCCACACGCCUGGAGAACAACCUCAUUGACCGGCGCCGCAUCCCACCCACAGCCUUCUCCUGCAUCCGGGCCUACCACAGUGUGGUCCUCCAGCCCCAGCAAGGGGAGGAGGGCUCAUAGCCCCUGCCCGCCUUCCCCAGGUGGAGCACCACUUGAUCUUUCCACCACAGGGAGGAAGAUUUAGCAGACUCUCUUGCAUGGAUAUGCCCACCUCUCUUUGACCAAUGGAGGCACCUUUUGGCCUAGUGGAGGGCAGGGGUG